CUACAGACUCACUCUGGUAGAAUCUGAGUUGCUGCAGAGCUACUGUUCAAAUCUGUCACUGAAGAGGAAAUGAUCUGUUGAUUCUGUUCUGCCGGGUGAAACGUAGCUGACCCAGAGAUGACCAACAACUCCACCAACCACGUCUGUAAUCCAGUCAACAAAUCAUCUCUUCCUGGAUUCAUAUUCUUCUACAGUUUGGUGUUUGUGGUGGGUUUGAUCCUGAACAGCUACACCUUGUGGUUCCACCUCUGCCGCACUCGGCAGAAAGUCCCUAAGAGCUGGAUGAUCUACCUGAAGAACCUGACAGCAGCCGACUUCCUGCUCUGCCUCGGACUUCCCCUCCGCAUCGCUGACUAUGCAGGCAGGUCCGACAAAGUUCACCUGUUCUACUGCACCUUUGGAGCCCCUGUCUUCUACAUCAACAUGUACAUCAGUGUCCUACUUAUGGGCUACAUCGCCAUCAGCAGGUACAUGAAGAUCUUUCAUCAUCUGAGGACUUCCUUCCUGAUGACGGCUCGAGCUGCCCGCUUCCUCUCAGGAGCCACCUGGGUUUUCUCCCUGGUUCCAAUGCUUGUAUACAUCAUCCUGAUGCUGAACACAGACAGAUCUACUUUUUCUGGUGCCAGAAUUUGUGAUGUCUUGCAGAGUGAAUCAGUCAAAGUACUCUACAAGGUUUUCCAUGCUGGUGCUGCCAUCAUCUUCCUGUCAGUGCUCUCCUCUCUGGUCUUCUGCUACUGCAGCGCCUCCCGCAGGGUUUUCCAGAUCCAGCGGAGGCAAGAAGGCUCCUCCAACUGCAAGAAGCUUGUGAAGUCUCGCAGGAACAUGUUGGUGUUAGUCAGUGUGUUCUGCAUUUGCUUUCUUCCCUAUCAUCUGGUUCGACUUCCGUACAUCAUACUUCAAGGACAGUGUUCUGUGCUGCUCUAUUACCUGAAGGAGGUGACUGUCCUAAUAUCGGUUUUUAAUGUCUGUCUAGAUCCUCUGAUUUACGUCUUUCUUUGUAAGGAGUUCAGGGCCCAGUUGAACCUGCAGCACAUGUUCUCCACUACAAAAGACAACUCAAGCAUCUCAGUUUCAGAGGCUAAAGAUGAAACUGAGGAAUGGGAAACCAACAGACCCAGCAGUGAAAACACAGAAUCCCAUGAACUGAGAUAAAAAGAAAUGGAUGGAUGUAAUCAGGAUUGUUCUGGUUCUGGAAACCACAGACAGUUUGUCACCCAAAAAACUGAAUUCAAGACACAGAAAGCUGUGAAGUAUGAAAGCGUAGGUGUCAUGGUAUGGAGAGUCUUCUUUUACCAUGGUAUCAAGUUUGAAUGCUUCAAAAUAAAGAGACCUAAACUAAAAUUUAGUUCAGUUACUGACAGGAAAGUUCACUGAUUAGAAGACUUUUCAUUUUAUAGCAAAUGUUUGAGCUUGUAAAGAAAAAAUGCUGCAGCUGCAUUUUAUGGUUAAAUGAAACCAAAUACAGUAAAAAUUUUCUUCAUCUUUAGAUUUGAAACAAGUUGAACUUUGUUUGCAUUUGAAU
Xiphophorus maculatus (southern platyfish) is the source of this 1522-nucleotide messenger RNA. RefSeq names its product P2Y purinoceptor 14-like. Lineage: Eukaryota; Metazoa; Chordata; Actinopteri; Cyprinodontiformes; Poeciliidae. Gene Ontology annotation, biological process: G protein-coupled receptor signaling pathway. The record is from RefSeq and is a predicted model, not a curated record. The coding region runs from base 118 to 1152 and encodes 344 amino acids. Gene Ontology annotation, molecular function: G protein-coupled purinergic nucleotide receptor activity. Gene Ontology annotation, cellular component: membrane. The transcript has 3 exons.